CCCUUCCUUUCCCCGAUUUGUGCAAAUGUAAUUAGAAAAACUAUGUGAGUUGAGGCCGGCACUGAAUAGAGCCCGAUUGCUAAAUGCAGCUGAAAUGCAAUUGAAAUUGAAGUAUUCGGACUUUCCUAUAUGAAUCCAAAGUCAGCUACUGUCAAGAAAAUUCUCUUUGUUGUCCCUUUCGCAUAACUUCGUGCCUGCACUCACUCAGAUAGCGAAAGGAACAAAGAACAUCAUCUCCCAACCCCCACCCUCCUGUCAUUGUAUGCAAUCCAAAGUUUUUGUCUUUUCACUUCUUGUCUUUUCUUUAUAAUUCAACCGAUAUCACCGCCAUUUUCAGCGGGAAAAGUUCUGCUUCUCAAGUUCCAAUUUUUUGACCAUUCACUUUAUUAACGACGUGGGGUUGUGUCAUAACGUUGGAGAGUAGGUUGUGAAAUGAACAAAAUUCAGGUACUGCAUUUUCUUUGUCUUUCUUGAAUCUUGUAUCUUGUCUUUCUCGUCUUGUUCAGCUGUUUAGGCUGUUGGGGUUUUGUCUGUGAUGAAAAAGAGUUGUUGGAGUGAAUUUGGGUUUAGUAAUUUUUCGUGCUUGAAUUAUUUUUAGAGCAAGCAGGCUUUAGGGGUUUAGAAUCUGAUGGAAAGUGGUGAAGUUCUUUGAUCAUAAGAUAUAAUUUAGCACACCAAAAUUUGGAGCUGCUCGACGUACUAGCCCUAUAACGGAAUUAAACCCGAUAGUGUUUUCAAACUUAGGGGAGGAUUUCGAUUAAGUUGUUUCCGAGUUGGUUGUUUCACUAUUGUAUUAUCUGAUUCUGAUGGCUCAGCCUAAUUCUAAGCCACCCAUCAGCCAUAAUUUUGGUGGGGGAGCUUCUCAUACAAGGUCUUUAUCUCAACCGAGUAUUUUCUCAAACAAUGGCCUUCCCCCAUUGAGCCCGUUUCCUCAUAGUGAGUCAUCUAUGGCAUCAGCUAACUCUAGUUUGAAGGACACAUCGAUGGAGGAAGUUGAUGUUAGUUCCCGAGGACCACCAUUUGUCUCCUCUUCAACAAGGGAAAACACAUUUCGAUGUAGUGAUAGUCUUCCUCCUAAGAAAGGGCAUCGUCGCUCUAAUAGUGAUGUUCCGUUGGGAUUCUCACCUAUGAUUCAGUCUUCACUGCAGUUGAUGCCCAUAAGUGGCCAGGGAGUUGUGGGUGGAGCAACGCUGCUUGGAGAUCCCUUGCGAAGGAAAUCAGGGGGAGAGGUUGUGGACAAGUUGUCUUCGUACAUGAAUCUUGAAAACAUGGAGGCAUUGAACUCUUCUAUUACUGAGGAUAAAGUUAAUGAUAGCAUUGCCAGUCGCACAAAAUUAAGCGGUGGCAACAGCAGCAAUAACGAAGCAGAAAGUGUCUCGAAAGGAACUAGUAUCAAGAGGAGUGCUGAUGCAGAUAUUACUCCCACCACCCGACAUUUUAGGAGUCUUUCAAUGGAUAGUGCUAUUGGAAGUUUUCAAUAUGGUGAAGAGUCACCAAAAUUAACAACUUCCCUGGUAAACUGUCCGGGGCAGCUUUCAUCAAGUAAGUCUAGAAAUGAAAACUCAGACAAGAUCAAUUUCGACUUAGGAAACGGUGAAUUUAGUGAAGCUGAGAUGAGAAAGAUUAUGGCUGAUGAAAGACUGGCAGAGAUUGUAGUUUCAGAUCCUAAACGUGCCAAAAGGAUAUUGGCCAAUCGUCAGUCAGCAGCUCGAUCCAAGGAACGUAAAUUGCACUAUAUUUCAGAGUUGGAAUAUAAGGUUCAGACUCUUCAAACAGAAGCAACCACUUUGUCCACACAAGUGACCAUCCUACAGAAAGAUUUUAAUGAGCUUACAAGCUUGAACAAUGAGCUGAGAUUUCGCCUUCAAGCCAUGGAACAACAAGCACAGCUCAGAAAUGCUCUGCACGAGGCAUUAACUGCAGAAGUCCAGCGUUUAAAGCUUGCGAUUGGGGAACUUAAGGAAGGACGGUUGCCUGAUAGCAUUGCGCGACAGAUGCCUAUGAAACCUAAUAUGUUCCAGAAGCAGCGUCAGCAGUCUAGUGAAAUCCAACAAUUUUCUGUCGCGAAACCAAACACUGCAACAAAGGCUUCAGCUACACCCGCUUCAGCCUAGUGGAUGAAAACAAAGCACUGGAGUGGAGAGACAUAUUAUUGGUCUCAAACGGUAAACAGUGCUAAAAUGUGAGCUCUUGGAUUUGUAUCUUUACAGCUUUGUAUCUUUUUGGAUAGUAGUAUUUAUUCAUUCACGUAAUAGACCAUUCAUAUGUUAUUGUACUGAUUAUAAUGAAAAAUAGAGUCGGACGUCAAGCCAAAUUUCCUUUGAUUUGUCGUCUGUUUCUAA
Molecule: messenger RNA, 2342 nt
Organism: Nicotiana attenuata
Lineage: Eukaryota; Viridiplantae; Streptophyta; Magnoliopsida; Solanales; Solanaceae
Product: transcription factor RF2a-like
Exons: 4
Coding region: 807-2114 (435 amino acids)
Biological process (GO): regulation of DNA-templated transcription
Cellular component (GO): nucleus
Molecular function (GO): DNA-binding transcription factor activity
Source: RefSeq, a predicted model, not a curated record